Molecule: messenger RNA, 4434 nt
Organism: Lichtheimia ornata
Lineage: Eukaryota; Fungi; Mucoromycota; Mucoromycetes; Mucorales; Lichtheimiaceae
Exons: 14
Coding region: 1-4434 (1477 amino acids)
Cellular component (GO): endoplasmic reticulum
Molecular function (GO): UDP-glucose:glycoprotein glucosyltransferase activity
Source: RefSeq, a predicted model, not a curated record
AUGCAGGCGGUUGUCUUGUGCCUGUUCGCAUCAUUGUACGCGUUUACCGCGUGUGCACAUUCAGUGGAACUCACACUCACAGCCCCUUGGUCAUCUCCUCCAUUGACGGUCGAGUUUAUUGAAACAGUGGCUGGAAACAAUGACACGCUUUACUUUUCACUCGUCAACGAUUACGUGCAGCAACCUGUUACCGAUCUCGAUACACCUGAAGCUGUUUACAAGGACGCGGUGGCCCGAGCACAACACCAUACAGGCUCCAAACGCGCUACCAGUAUCGCCAAAGCAUCCUUUGCCAUCCAUGCAGCAGCACCGCGUGUAGAAGCAUACCAUCAGCAUUAUCGUGAACAAUAUGGGGAUUCGGAUAUUCCAUGUGAUACGUGGGUGUUACAAGAUCUCAAGACACCUGUUGUAUGCCAUCCUAGCGAUUUGAUUGAAAAGGUGGUGGGAUUGCCUUAUCGACCCGACUUGCUAUUGCCAUUCGAUCAUAUCAUGAUGACCCAUCAAGAUGUUCAUCACGUGGCCAUCAUCUACACAACCGACAUCACUUCUUCCAUAUUUGCGGACUUUCAUCGUAUCCUCUCCAAAGCUGUGCAUGAACGACCCCAUUUCGCCUACAUCAUUCGUUACAAGCCUGUUAGCAAUGGCGAUCAUCAUCAACAAGCAAUUGCAGGAUAUGGUGUCGAGCUGGCAUUGAAAAAGACUGAUUAUUUGGUCAUUGAUGAUCGAGAAAACAAAGAGACAUCGGUCAAGGGAAAAUUGGCUAGCAUUGGGAAGAAAAUCAGCCAAACGUUAUUUGAGGAUACGCCUUCCGAGAUUGAACCACUCUCCAAGGAUGAGAUUAAAGAGCUUGGUUUAAAGGCUGCCCAAUUUGUUCAAAAUGCCAAAGAUCCCAUGUCAGCGUUGGUUCAAUUAUCCCAAGAUUUCCCUCGUUAUGCAAAGAGUGUGAGCGGGCUCACUCUCCAGAAACCGCUUGUCGAAGAAGUCACCCAUAAUCAACGGCUUUUGACGGAGAGUGGAUUGAACGCAUUUUGGCUUAAUGGACGUCCCAUCGAACCUGAAGAUUUGGAUCCAUUCUCGCUUGUGAGGACCCUUAAGACUGAGCAGGAAUUGAUCGAGAUCUUUGAACGUAUCGGCUUUACAGCAGAACAAGCGAUUGGCGUCAUGACUGAUCCAGCACUCGCUAAAAUGGAAUCAAGCACCAGCGCUCGAGAACCUACGGAUUACUUUGAUGUUCGCAGCGAGCUUGUCAUUUGGUUGAACAAUUUGGAAAAAGAUAAACGUUACAAAGCAUGGUCUAAGAAUAUGAUGGAUAUGCUCAAGCCUGUUUAUCCCGGUCAAUUGAGAGCAAUUGGUCGCAACAUUUACAAUUUGGUGAUGGUGGAGGACCUUGCAUCACAAGAGUCUUUGACACGCAUGACCCAACAGGUGGUUGAUAUGAUCAAACGCAAUACGCCUAUCCGCUUUGGUGUUUUACCUGUGGUUGCUAAAGCUGAUUCUCCCACUACUGCGGCUGCAAUCGCCUUCUCCCAUAUUCAACAAAGCAAGAGCAGGCUUGAUUCAUUGGCUUUUCUCAACCAUGUGCUCUCGCAGCUAAACGAAGCAAAGGCACAAAAUGCAUCUAUGGAUAUGAUCAAGAAGGCCUUUGAUGAGGUUGAGCAUGAUUUAUCUCUUCAAGCGCUGUUGGAAGAGCGAGAGGCUUUUAUCGUGGACACCCAAAGGUUGCUUGCUCGCAUAGGCGUUACAUCCCAAGAUUCCGUCAUGUUUCUCAAUGGAAAAUUGAUCGAGUACAACAGCGAGCAGCCAUGGCCAAGAUUAUUGAUGAUGGGUAUCAACGAGCAAACACAAGUCGUUGCACGCGAUGUCUAUUUUGGUGACCUUGAUCAGGAUGAGGAUAUCUACAACCAUCUCAUGUCCAAGCCAUACGUAUCAUCAUCACGCAAUCCAUACAUUGUUGUAUCCGAGCAUCGUCCUCUUGUUAUGCUUCCACUUCAGACUGGUGAACAGGAUAUCCAUUACAUUUAUGGAAAAGAUCCCACGGCGGUCAAUACCAAUUUGUGGGUGAUUGCAGACUUUGACACAGUACCUGGUCUCAAGCUUGCAUCAGAGGCACUUGGAUUCUUGGAAACCGAAAACAAUGUUCGCCUUGCAUUGAUCCACAAUCCUUCAGGAAAAGCGACUUUGAAUGAUAUCUCCACUGUGCUCUACCGUGAAAUGCUUCAUGGCAACAAGGAUCUUCGGGAAUUGAUUGAUACCGCUAUUGCCACCAAGGAUGAGUCAUUAUCAGAGGCACCUGAGCAAGUCAAAGUCUUUGCUCCUGGAUCACCUGCUGUUGAGUCAUUCGCCAAUGAAGCCGUGCAUAGGCAAUCUAGAGUAUUGGAGGGACUUGGAUUAUCGGAAGGUUUUCAAGGCAUCGUUAUCAAUGGAAGAGUUAUUGGUCCUUUCGAAGAAAGCGUUACCUUUACCAAGGAAGAUUUCGGCAGCUUGCUCAGAUUUGAGAAUGACAAACGUAUUCAACCAGUUCAUGUUGCCGUGCAAAACAUGACUUUUGAUCGACCCAUUGCUGAUAUCCUUACUAUUGUCGCCACUUUGAUUGAACUCGACAAGGGCAGUGUGAAGCAAGAUGUAUUUGAAUCCCCACGACCAACGAUUCGUGAGCGACCUUACCAAGAAUUACAAGGUGACCACGUGAAGAUUACAUUGGGUGAUCGUGCUGCUGCAUUUGUUCAACUUGGUGUGAUUCUGGAUCCAGUUUCUGAAACAGCUCAAAAAUGGUCUUCCAUCAUUGAAGCGUUGGCUGGCAUGGAUGGUGUCUAUGCUGAAGUGUAUCUCAAUCCAAAAUCAAGCCUAGAUGAGAUCCCUUUGAAACGAUUUUAUCGCUAUGUGUUUGAUCGUGAAGUCAUGUUUGAUCCAACUACGGGUGCACCUACCACGCCUGCCGCCUACUUUGCCGAUCCACCUGCAGACGCCCUUUAUACAUUAGGCAUGGAUAUCGUAAAGUCAUGGCACGUGACCGUUCGAGAAGCCAAUGUGGACCUUGACAACAUUCAACUGGAUGAUACCACUUCGGUUUAUGCCAUGUAUGAGCUCGAAUAUAUUUUGGUGGAAGGACAUUGUGUCGAUUCAGCAACGCGUGGUCCUCCUCGUGGAUUACAAUUUGUUCUCGGCACUCAAACGAAGCCCGCUAUGACCGAUACCAUUGUCAUGGCCAAUCUCGGUUAUUUCCAACUCAAGGCACGACCUGGUGUAUGGCAACUUGCUCUUCGUGAAGGACGAUCCACUGAAGUGUAUCACAUUGAAAGUGUUGGCACGCAAGGAAAAUGGCAAACGUCCAAGGAUGGCAGUGAUGCUCAUAAGGAAUUGGCAUUGACGUCGUUUGAAGGACUUACCGUUUAUCCUCAAGUUCGCAAGAAUGCUGGCAUGGAAAAUGAGGAUGUAUUGACAGAGCCAUCCAACAGCAAGGAUGAAGGAGGAUUUUGGUCUUCGAUCACUGACAAAUUGUUUACCAAGAAACAUGGAGCAGCAGUGGAAAGCAAGCAGCAAGCUGAUAUCAACAUUUUCUCGGUUGCAUCUGGUCAUCUGUAUGAGCGAUUCAUGUCGAUUAUGAUUGCAUCGGUUAUGGAGCACACCAACAGCACCGUCAAGUUUUGGUUUAUUGAGAACUUUUUAUCACCCACAUUCAAGGAUUUCAUUCCUCAUAUGGCUCAAGAGUAUGGCUUUGAUUACGAGAUGGUGACAUACAAAUGGCCAUCUUGGCUUCGUGCACAAAAAGAAAAGCAACGCACCAUUUGGGGUUACAAGAUUCUUUUCCUUGAUGUGCUCUUCCCAUUGGAUCUGGAUAAGGUUAUUUUUGUGGAUGCGGAUCAAGUUGUACGUACCGAUAUGAAAGAGCUUGUGGACCUUGAUUUGCAUGGUGCACCCUAUGGCUAUACCCCCUUUUGCAAAGAUCGCACCGAGAUGGAUGGCUUCAGAUUUUGGAAUCAAGGUUAUUGGAGAGAUCAUUUGCGUGGCAAGCCUUAUCAUAUUAGUGCCUUAUAUGUGAUUGAUCUGGUGCGUUUCCGGCAAUUGGCUGCUGGUGAUCGUUUACGUGCUCAAUACCAACAACUCAGUGCCGAUCCCAAUUCACUUGCCAACCUUGAUCAGGAUUUACCCAACAACAUGCAACAUAUCGUGCCUAUCCAUUCACUGCCACAAGAAUGGUUGUGGUGUGAGACGUGGUGUAGUGACGAAAGCCUUUCAAAAGCCAAGACCAUUGACCUGUGCAACAAUCCUUUAACAAAAGAACCAAAGUUGGAUCGGGCACGUAGACAACUGCCAGAGUGGGAGGUGUAUGAUCAACAAGUGGAAGCACUACGAGAUCGUAUCCAUGCUGGAAAACAAGUCAAUGAUGAAGGCCAUGUUGAAAGUAGCAGCAAACCCGAACAUGCUGAGCUGUAG